Messenger RNA from Podospora anserina S mat+, 2268 nucleotides. RefSeq lists its product as uncharacterized. The transcript is spliced from 3 exons. The coding region runs from base 1 to 2268 and encodes 755 amino acids. Lineage: Eukaryota; Fungi; Ascomycota; Sordariomycetes; Sordariales; Podosporaceae. The record is from RefSeq and is a predicted model, not a curated record.
AUGAUGGAGAGCGAACAACCGAUAGACUUGGAAUGGCUUGCUGACUUAUCCAAAGGUCAAUCAUUUACAACCUUUGGACAAUCCCAAUCUGCAAAGACUUUCGAUUUCGGAGACGAUGGCUUUACUGCUUCUCUGUCAGAAGGGAAUGAGCUGCUCCAACUCACUCGGCCAGACCCUACUUGUGGUCUCAUUUUCGUCAGAGGAAACUAUCCUGACAGCGCAGCCUCCAUGCUAGCCCGAGCUCAAAACCAGCAGCUGCAUGAGGCUCAGAGCAACGACACCUUUGGAACCAAUCUGGUUCCAGAGAGUCCCGAGACGCCAUCUUCGCCCUGGGCCGUGAGUGCCGCAGACCGAAAAAGUCAGGGAUGGGUCAACUUUCGUUGGCCUUACGCCCAAUAUGUGCUUUUCCAUUUGGAUGCUACCAAGGGUUUCAAUCGUGAGAUUGGAAACUGGGACACCAUAUCAUUUGUUAAAAACAAAAUCUUCUUUCAGAUUCACCGUCUGAGUUUGGGGGUUGGCAGUUCAGCCACCAGUGAUGACCACCAAGACGACGUGGCACGCGCGAGGUUCAAAAGAGGAGGACCAGUUCGAUUCGGGUGCCCAUGUUCUCAGAAUGAUAUUCAUCGACAAGUUGACACAUAUACCAUCACGAACAAUGCCAACAUUGUGUCCUGCAGAAGCAGCAACUAUCGCACAAGAAUCGAAAUGACAUUUUCGGUCAAUGGCAUACUCCAACCUCCCACCUUCCUCAACCCCUGCGACACAGCUGCCGACGUUGAAUGGGUUGACAUGACGAGUGAGGUCGAAGUUGACGUUCGAGUCGGAGAGCCCACAUAUGUUGUGUCAACCUACGCCAUACGUACUGAGGAUGGGGUUGAGCACGACCCUUCGCUUCCGGCCGACCUCGCAGACUAUCUGGGCGUCAGCCGUGGGUCGGUCAACAUGACCGACAGACUCUUCACAAGCCUAUGCGCAGCGAACUACGAAGCGAUUGAAGCGGUGGAAUUUUGCGUCAUCGGCAGGGGCGUGGAACAGAUACUGGGUGUCACAUCAAUUCCGACCUCGAGUUCGCGUCCCACGAGCCCAAGUUUCUCACAUGAACUAGGAGAAAAAGCUCUGAUAGGGAAUAUCAUGACAUGUCAGUUUGUCGACGUGGAAAGCGCCUUUUAUCAAAUACGGCUUCUCGCCAAACUGCAUAGAUUCAUUGACUCUAGAGACUUGAAAAGGGAUUUCUUGAACCAGUAUCUGGAGCUGGAAAAGAUCCGGCAGGCCUACCUUGACAAGCUCACAGCUGCCAUUCAGGGUGCACUUGCUUGGUUGUUCGCCACAGAUCUCAAGCCAGGGAGACUCCUUCUCGCAGUCCACAGUGAGCCCUCCAAUAUUUCUGACGGCCCAGUUUUUGAACGGUUCAAAAGGUGCGCUGGGAAACGAUCCGCCUUCAGCUGGGACACGACAUACAACCGUGGCUGCUAUGCCACCAUGGCCGCCUGGUACGCCUACAGGGCAUGUCCUUCUGCAUUUCAUACAAGGUUCAUCAGUGAGAUCAUCGUCCCCAGGUUACCUGUAGCAUACCACCUCGGCAUGGAGCGGGCAAACCGCGAUAAGCAACCGACUCCCAAAAGCAAUGUGCUGCAAUGGCUACAUCUCAGCUCUAUCUUGCUGCUCUAUGACGAGCUGGGUUGUGCGGAAUACGAUCUCGACAUUGAUGUUGACGAGGUAAGAGAGACCCAAGAAAGAGCUGAAAAAAAUGUCUCGCGUCUCAAAACCAACCAGCACGGUGGAUGGAAAGCACAUCAUGACGAGCUUGACAGGGCUCUCCUCCUGGCCGAGGAGAUGCAGCUGGACCGAUUGAGGCACAGCAGCCGGUCCUACAAUUUAGCGGUUUCUCGAGCCAAACAAACCAGGCAAAGGAUCCGCGACCGCAAACGGACGGCAAAAUUCUUGCCCGGACCAAAGCCGUGGAUGGCUAUAAGAGGACUUGGCAACGGGCCAUGGGAGCUACACAGCACCAACCACGAAGCAUACCUGAGAGUCGCCGAUAUCACCAACGUCCCAUCUGCCCGAGACAGGCUGUUUGAAUUUCUGUUGUCGGAUUACUCCUUCAUGACCUCUUGGGACUGGGCAGAUGGCAACAUGGUAGGCCGAUGGUGGGACAUCCAGCCUAUCGCGAUGAUAUGCGCCACCUUGCUGGAUUUGAAAUAUGAAGGUAUCUCCAACUCUGAGAAGCCAUUUUCCAACGGGUUAGCUGAUCUGUUGACACUUUGCUAG